UCCACGGCUUCCAAAACGCGGCCUUAUGUUAAACGGCCUAUUGAUUCAAAAAGCAGCGUAUCCUCUGCUAACGUCUCUCUGGGGAGAAACAUUGGGAACCCUAGAAUCGAUCAAUCUACAAUGGAGAUGACGGAGGAGCAGAGGCAAAGGGCCGAAGCCAACCGCCUCGCCGCUCUAGCUAAGCGCAAGGCGCUCGUAGAGGCCGCCGAGAACCGCCAGCCCUGGAAGCUGUUCAAGUGCCGCAAAGUCCUCACCGGACAAGCCGCCUCCGAUUGCCCGUAUGAGGAGAAGUUUCGUGCCCGGCUCGAGAUAUGCUCUCCCGAUUCCUUCUCCGUCACGACCGAGGCUAUUGAGGGUUUCAGCUACCCCGGGGAGGCUGCCUGCAUACAGAAACUAAAUGAAUGCCUCUCAACUGUUGAAUUCUCACACUAUACACAAAACCGCAGUGGUGGAAAAGCUUGUGUGUAUAAACUUGGGGACUAUGAUGCUGUUCUUAGAUGUUUGAAGAGUUAUAAGGGUGUUGAAAUUGAAGAAAUACCCUGGGGAACUCUUAAUGUUGUUGGGAGGCUUUCACACUCCUCAGUUGAAGGGAGGUGGAUGCCAUGUAGGCCAGAACACUUGCCUGAUGAGAAAGUUGAUGAAUUGAUUAGCAAGCUUCCAAGAACAUUGCUAGAUGCACUGCUGCCUUUCCAACUUGAAGGGUUGAGAUUUGGAUUACAAAGAGGUGGUCGGUGUCUCAUUGCGGAUGAAAUGGGACUUGGAAAAACACUUCAGGCAAUUGCAAUAGCUUGCUGUUUUAUGAGUGAAGGUCCUAUACUUGUUGUCUGCCCAGCUAUUUUGCGAUUUUCAUGGGCAGAAGAACUGGAACGUUGGCUUCCCUGUUGUUUGCCUUCUGAUAUCCAUCUUGUUUUUGGUCGUGAAAAUAACCCCAUUCAUUUAACAAGAUGUCCAAGAGUUGUGGUUAUUUCUUAUACAAUGCUUAACCGCUUGCAAAGGAGCAUCUUAGGGCAAGAGUGGGCUUUGUUGAUUGUUGAUGAAUCACAUCAUGUGCGCUGUACAAAGAAAUCAUCUGAACCUGGGGAGAUACAAGCUGUCCUUGAUAUGGCAACAAAGGUCAACCGCAUAGUUCUAUUGUCUGGCACGCCUUCGUUGUCAAGGCCGUUUGACAUUUUCCAUCAGAUAAAUAUGCUCUGGCCUGGUUUGCUGGGGACAAACAAAUAUGAAUUUGCAAAGACAUAUUGUUCUCCCAAGUUGACAAGGGGUCAUCAAGGAAAAGUUUUCCAGGACUUCUCAAAAGGUGUUCGCUUGGAGGAGUUAAAUGUGUUACUGAAGCUGACUGUUAUGAUUAGACGCUUGAAGAAGCAUGUGCUUGGGCAGUUGCCACCCAAACGACGUCAGAUUAUAGGUUUGCAGUUGAAGAGAUCAGACAUUAUUUUGGCAAUGGUUGUUUAUGGGGAAGUGGAAACUGAUGCUUCAAGAAAUGAUGUGUCAGAACUGGAACUGUCUAAAAUUUCUGAUGAACCUGGUGGGAGUGGCAGCAAUCACAAAUCAUUGAGGAUGCUUUCUGAGAAGGAGGUAGGUAUUGCGAAGUUGUCAGGAUUCUUUGAGUGGCUCUCCAUGCACCCAAUCUUUGCAGAGGCAGAUGGUGCCAAUAAUCCAGAACCUAGCCCCAAAAUGAUAAUAUUUGGUCAUCACCACAAGGUUCUUGAUAGAGUGCAGGAGUUUGUGUGUGAUAAAGGUAUUGGGUUUGUCCGCAUUGAUGGGAACACGCAGCCCAGAGAUAGGCAGUCAGCUGUCCUUUCAUUCCAGUCAUCAAAAGAGGUUAAAAUUGCAAUAAUUGGAAUCAUGGCUGCGAGUGUUGGACUUGAUUUCUCAUCUGCACAGCAUGUUGUGUUCUUGGAACUGCCUCGGGACCCAUCUCGUCUGCGGCAGGCUGAAGAUAGAGCUCAUAGGCGAGGACAAACCAAAGCUGUCAAUGUUUAUAUUUUCUGUGCAAUGGAUACUUCAGAUGAUUCACGAUGGCAAUACCUUAACAAGAGUUUGUGUCGUGUUUCAUCUACCACAGAUGGGAAGUAUGAGGCAAUACGAGAGAUAGAGGUUGAAAGUAUAUCUUAUUUAGAGCCAAAUGAAAAAACAGCUGGAAAUUCUGAAAAUCCAAGUUCAAGAGGAGCAACGCAGACUAGUGCCUCUGAUGUAGAAAUAAAGCAGCAUUUUACAUGUUCUAGCUCUAGUCCAGAUUUAUUGCCUGUGGAAGAAUAUGGAAUAACCGAAAUGAAUAAUCAUAAAACUCGUGAACAGAAUGAAACUGGUGGCAGUUCAUUGCAAAAUGAUAAUUUACAUGACAAGGCUGACAUGGUGUCUGAUACAAGUCUCUGGAAACAUGCUGAAGAGGGCGGUGAAGACAAGGAUCAGUUGGAAGAGGGAGAUAAUUCAAUUUCUGAUGGAUCUGUUGCACUGAAUGAAGCUGAUUCAAGUUGCUCUUUCCAGGCAGAAUGUCUCCGUUUUGAGGUGAGCCAGUAUACUGGAAGGAUCCAUUUAUACUCUUGCAUUCCUGGAAUAGAUUCAAGACCAAGACCGCUUUUUGAAAAUUUUCGACUCGAGGAACUCGAGUCACCAAAUCUUAAUCCAGCAUAUAGGCAUGCCCUUCUGGAAUUUGUCAGCGAUUGGAAUAAUCUCAGGCCUAUUGAUCGAAGCAAGUUGCUUGUCAAGCCUCUACAGUUACCUCUAUCCAUUGAGUUGUGCUAUUUGAAGGAAAACCUUAAUCACAAUACCGGGGGAUUACUGAAAGGGAGAAGCAAGAGACGGACCACACCUUUGAAUGAGAUUAGCCACCAGUUACCAUCAAAUGCUGUAUGGAAGAAGGUCUGUCUCCGUGGUGGUUAUGGUAAAAAGGAGAAAGAGUAUACUCAGGGUUGGACUGUCACAGGCGAUCCACUCUGCAAGCUCUGUCAAAAUCCCUGCAGGGGCAAAAAUGCCAAGGGACCUGAAUUCCUCGAGGAUCUUUUUUGUAAACUGAGUUGCUAUGAAGAAUAUCGGUUAAGAACUAGCAAGAGAUUCCUCCGUCAGGAGCUUUUUGAAAUUGAACGAGGCAUUUGCACAAAAUGCAAAUUGGACUGCCACCAACUUGUGGAGCACAUAAGACCUUUAUCCUAUGAAAAGCGGCAGAAGUAUAUUGAAAAGGUAGCACCAAAAUUGGCUGGACGGAAGAAAUUGCUUGAAAAGCUUGUACAUGAUCCAACUGAAGGCAAUGCAUGGCAUGCGGACCACAUUGUACCUGUCUACCAAGGGGGAGGUGAAUGCAGGCUAGAGAACAUGAGGACCCUCUGUGUGGUAUGUCAUGCUGAUGUUACUGCUGCACAGUGUGCUCAACGGCGCUCAGCAAGGAUGAAUGCCAGGAAACAACUCAAAGUCCUUGUUGAUCACCUCAGGAAUAUUCAAAAACCAGAACAAACUGAAUCUACUAAGGACCAGGACAAUGCGAUGGACGAGGAGCUCUUAGUCAAGGUCCCUGGUAGUGCAUAUUCUGGAUCACCAAAUGGUGUCACUAGAACUGAAGAGGAUGAAAAGUCUCCAAAUCCAAAUCCCCAAGGAUCCAAGGUAACAGCAGGUAGUUCUCAACCAUCUUAAGCAGUUAUUGCGAACCUUGCUUUGGAGAAGCAUCAGGUAGCUGGAGAUUCAGAAGGCAUGAAGAAGAAGAUUAUAUUUACCUGUAUCCUGUAGUUUUGUUGAGCAGGGAAAAGCUUCCUGCUCAAGUAGUUUUGGUUUACCAUCAUCAUCUUAAUCAAGGUCCAAUUCUUUUUGGGAAUCCUUAACAGGCCCAAUCCUAUUGGCCUCCUUCAGUGGCCCAAUUCUUUUUGGGAUCACAAGACCCAACACAACACCCCUGCAAAUGUAAAUUUCGCCAAAGCAUCCAAUGAUUUAUUUUUGGUAUUUUGAGCUCGUGUUAUUUAAAAAGGAAAACAUAUUUUUUACCUAACAGUGCAUCGUUUAAAAGAACAACUCGUGAAGACCCAAAUUAUCAAAAUUAAAGUAUAUAAUACAGAAGAAUAAUACUAAGACGUC
Molecule: messenger RNA, 4062 nt
Organism: Diospyros lotus (date-plum)
Lineage: Eukaryota; Viridiplantae; Streptophyta; Magnoliopsida; Ericales; Ebenaceae
Exons: 24
Coding region: 121-3627 (1168 amino acids)
Biological process (GO): DNA repair; replication fork processing
Cellular component (GO): nuclear replication fork
Molecular function (GO): nucleic acid binding; ATP-dependent chromatin remodeler activity; ATP binding
Source: RefSeq, a predicted model, not a curated record